UUUGGAAAUAAAACAUCCUUGGCCUAUAUAUAGAGGAAUCAUGAGAUUCACUUCUCUUUACCCUUCUUUCCGUGCUGCUACGUCCAGUACGUGCAGCUACAGGGAACACCAUUGCUCCAUGGGAAAGAAGCUUGGAGGAAGUUCAUGGCUGACUGCAAUUAAAAAUGCCUUCAGGUCUCCAAUCAAAGAAACCAGCAGCAUUGACUCAAAGAGUAGCAGGAGGAGAGAUCAGCAUGAACUUGAAGAAGAUGAAGAAAAGCAGCAAAAGAGAGAAAAGAGAAGAAGAUGGUUGUUUAGGAAACCCCAUACUCAGCAGUCAACUGAAGUCAUAGCUGGUAAUAAAGAGUCAAUGCAUGCCAUUACUAAGCAUCGCUUCACCAGGCCUUCAAGCAGGCAGCAGCAACACUUUGCAGCAGUUUCCAUUCAAACUGCCUUCAGGGGCUAUCUGGCGAGGAGAGCUCUAUUGGCACUGAAGGGGAUUGUUAAACUUCAAGCAUUGAUUAGGGGCCAGAAUGUGCGAAAGCAAGCAAAGAUGACACUGAAAUGCAUGCAGGCUCUGCUCCGAGUGCAGGCUCGGGUUCGUGAUCAGCGUGCCCGCCUUUCACAUGACGGGGGCGGCCGGAAAUCAAUGUUUUCCGAAGCUGCACCCGUCAAUCUAUUAUCUUGCACAUCUAUGCAUCCUCCCGAAAGGAGGAGGCAGAAGUCAUUGUCCAGAGAUGGAAGUUCGAUUGCGGAUGAUUGGAGGGACUGCCCGAAAACACUUGAAGAGGUAGAAGCAUUGUUGCAAGCAAGAAAGGAGGAGGUAACCUUCAUACAAAGAUCCCAGCUACUUCAUGCUGUCCCCCAACAGGGAUGGAGCUCAGAGAUGGAAUAUGAGGUAGAUGAAAAAGAACAAGAAAAGGAAAGAGCAAAUUGGCUGGAAGAAUGGAUGUCAUCCAAACAAUGGAACAGCAUAAACAGAGCUUCAACUGAAAGAAGAGAUCACAUAAAGACGGUCGAAAUCGACACAUGUUCACCAUAUUCUUAUACGGUUUCGAGUCCUACUACUAGAAGAAGAUCACAACACCACAAGCAAUCGCCUUCCCCUCCCUGCUACCAGAGAACAUCUUCACUUUACGGUGUACCCCACACUAUGCAACAUCCAUCAACUCCUUCCCCCUGUAAGCCUAAACAGCUGCAAAUCCGAUCAUCAAGCCCGCUGAGACGUCUCGACAAAAGCUACUCAACUGCUAACACCCCGUGCCUGCGCACCCCAAGCGCCCGCAUUGCAUCCCGCUACAGCACAUCCUCAAAUGAGGUGUCUGUCCCAGUGCCUAACUACAUGGCUGCCACUGAAUCUGCAAAAGCCCGUAUCCGGUCACAAAGCGCGCCCAGACAGAGGCCUUCCACGCCAGAGAGGGAGCGCGGUGGAUCGGCAAAGAAACGAUUGUCUUACCUGAUACCAGAGUCGUCUCCUCUUAUUAAUGUCGAAACCACCUAUGGUCGGAAUCUAAGAAGUCCCAGCUUCAAAAGUGUUCAAGCAGGUUAUGUGGGGAUGGAGAACUACUCAUCAACCUACUCCUGUCAAACAUAUAGUAUUGGUGGGGAAAUUUCUCCUUCUUCAACUACUGAUCUUUAAAAAAGGUGGCUAAGAUGAAUGAAGUAGGAACAUUUGAGUUCCUAAGAUUGUCACUUGAUGGUCAGGAUGGAAGUAAUGAGUUCAGGCCUUGUUGUUUCCUUGAUUUAGGCAUUAUGGAGAAGUGAUGAUAGUAAUUGAGAGAAAAAGGAGCAAUGAAAUCCCAAACUCCUUAAUUUUAUUUGCUCAUUGUAUUCUAGCCCAAUGUAGAAAUGAACUUUCAAGGUGUAUUUGCCAAUUAAUUGCUCACCAUAUAUUCCCCCUUGCAGAUGUAAAGUAAUGUCACAGUUGAUUAAAUUAUUCACAACCACUUUCUA
Molecule: messenger RNA, 1932 nt
Organism: Cuscuta europaea
Lineage: Eukaryota; Viridiplantae; Streptophyta; Magnoliopsida; Solanales; Convolvulaceae
Source: the annotation of a GenBank genome assembly